AUGGCCGGCGGCAAGGGAAAGUCUGGCGGAAAGACGUCCGGAGGCAAGGCUGCACCCGAGGUCCCCAAGAAGCAGCAGAGCCACUCUGCUCGCGCUGGUCUCCAGUUCCCCUGCGGUCGUGUCAAACGUUUCCUCAAGGCCAACACCCAAAACAAGAUGCGCGUUGGCGCCAAGGCUGCCGUCUAUGUCACCGCCGUUCUCGAGUAUCUCACUGCCGAAGUCCUCGAGCUCGCAGGCAACGCCGCCAAGGAUCUCAAGGUCAAGCGUAUCACUCCCCGCCACCUGCAGCUCGCCAUCCGUGGUGACGAGGAGCUCGACACUCUGAUCCGUGCCACCAUCGCCUUUGGUGGUGUCCUGCCACACAUCAACCGCGCGCUUCUCCUCAAGGUGGAGCAGAAGAAGAAGGCCAAGGCGCUCGAGGCAUAA
Molecule: messenger RNA, 426 nt
Organism: Colletotrichum graminicola M1.001
Lineage: Eukaryota; Fungi; Ascomycota; Sordariomycetes; Glomerellales; Glomerellaceae
Product: histone H2A.Z
Exons: 3
Coding region: 1-426 (141 amino acids)
Cellular component (GO): nucleosome
Molecular function (GO): DNA binding; protein heterodimerization activity; structural constituent of chromatin
Source: RefSeq, a predicted model, not a curated record